This is a messenger RNA of Salmo salar (Atlantic salmon), 1484 nucleotides long. The record is from RefSeq and is a predicted model, not a curated record. Lineage: Eukaryota; Metazoa; Chordata; Actinopteri; Salmoniformes; Salmonidae.
AUGCCUGCAGAGAAGGUAGCAGAACCGGUGAAGACCAGACAAAUGAGAGGGAAGAUCAUCACUGAAGUAGAGGAUGAUGAGGACAAUCUCAGGCCAGAUGACCUGUCAGAGUUGCUAGCGGAGGGAACCAAGGAGUCACACGACAGAGCAGAGAACUGCCAGUUUGUCAAAGACUUCCUCAGGGGACGCAUCCAAAGAGAACUGUUUAAGCCCUCCACUCCUCCCUCCCUCCAGCGGGGCACAGUGGCGCUAUACUUUGUCUAUACUGCCAUGGAGGAGGAGAUAGAGAGGAACAGGGACCACCCCCAUUUUGCCCCCAUCUACUUCCCCACUGAGCUGCACCGACGUGAGGCUCUGGCCCAAGACCUGGAGUACUUCUAUGGAGAAGACUGGGAGAACCAGGUCACCUGCUCCCCGGGCACCCAGCCAUAUGUAGACCGCAUCCACGAAGUGGGACGUGAAGACCCGGUCCUGCUGGUGGCCCACUCCUACACCCGCUACAUGGGGGACCUCUCUGGGGGUCAGAUCCUUAAGAAGGUAGCACAGCGGGCGCUGAAGCUGCCCUCUAGUAGCGAGGGGCUGCACUUCUACCAGUUUGAGGGCAUCCACAGCACCAAGGCCUUUAAACAGCUGUACAGGAGCAGGAUGAACGAGCUGGAGAUGGACCAGGAGACCAAGGAGAGGAUCAUAGCCGAGUCUAACCUGGCCUUCAAGUUCAACAUGGAGGUGUUCACAGAGCUGGAGGAGGUAGGGAAGAGCAUCAAGGAGGAGGUGUUGGACGCAGGGUUCCCAGGACAUGGCGGAGACAUUAACAAGUGCCCUUACUACGCUGCCAAAAUGGUGGCCAGUGGCAACACUAACUUUGCCUGUCAGUUAGCCAUGAUGCUGCUGAGACAUCCUGUUGGUCAGAUGGUUCUGGCCAGCUGGGCGGCUGCUGUCGCCGGAUUGGCUGCCUGGUACCUCCUGUGAUCUAUCACGGACUGAUUCAGCCAAUCAUAUGUUUAAAGCGCGGAAGACUCAACAAGGAAAGGGUGGACUUCUGGAGGAGGAUGGCCAAGCUUUGUCCAGACUAAUGAACUUGUUCCCUCCCUCAAUCCUUUUCAUUCUUUAUUUCUCUCACUCCCUUUGUUGCUGUGUUGAUACCAGCUGGUUGUUGUAGUAAUGAUGUUACUGUAACGUUGUAGGGUAUGAACCCGUCUUUAAUUCAUCUUUUCACUGCCUACAUGCAGAUGAUCUCCUUAGUAAUGUCCUCUUCAGUACUUAUCACCUGCACUAUUCUGGUUAUCAACACUGAAUAGUUACAUUGUUCAACUUUCAUUUAUGGCUGUAAGUGUGUAUUGAAACUAUACUGUACUUGCAGUACAGUGUAUUUUAGGCAUAUACAGUUGAAGUCGGAAGUUUACAUACACUUAGGUUGGAGUCAUUAAAAUUUGUUUUUCAACCACUCCACAAAUUUCUUGUUAACAAACUAUAGUUUUGGCAAG